Corticium candelabrum is the source of this 2253-nucleotide messenger RNA. RefSeq lists its product as uncharacterized. The transcript has 2 exons. The record is from RefSeq and is a predicted model, not a curated record. Gene Ontology annotation, molecular function: pseudouridylate synthase activity. NCBI's taxonomy places the organism in Eukaryota, Metazoa, Porifera, Homoscleromorpha, Homosclerophorida, Plakinidae. The coding region runs from base 15 to 2126 and encodes 703 amino acids.
GGGCAGGAAACGCUAUGAGACUGUUCCACAACAUCAGUUGGAUUUCCAGACACGUCAAUCGUCGCUUCUGUUCUUUCUCUUCUCGGUCUUUCCUAGGUCGGACUUUUCUAGAUGUUCACCAACCCGUUAGACACGCCCUUGAGCGAGGAAAUCCUGUUGUCGCAUUGGAGUCGACUAUUAUCACUCAUGGUAUGCCUUACCCAGACAAUGUGAACACCGCUCUAGAAGUGGAGGAUAUCAUCAGAGAAGAGGGCGUUGUUCCAGCAACAAUUGGCGUUCUUGAUGGUCAUAUUCGAGUUGGUCUGCAGCCUGAUGAGAUUGACAAGCUUGGAAGACUGGGAGAGGAAGCAAAGAAAAUUGCAAGGCGAGACCUCGCGGUGGCAACGAGUCAGAAAUUGUCCGGAGGCACUACCGUUUCAGCUACUAUGAUAGCAGCCCAUCUGUCAGGUAUUGAUGUGUUUGUUACUGGAGGAAUUGGAGGUGUUCAUCGAGGAGCCGAGAUUACUAUGGAUAUAAGUUCUGAUCUAACUGAGCUAGGUAAGACACCAGUAGCUGUUGUUUGUGGUGGCGUGAAAUCUCUACUUGACAUUCGACUGACUCUUGAGUAUCUGGAGACACAAGGCGUUACUGUUGCCACUUUAGGAGAAACUACUGAGUUUCCUGCAUUUUUCACUCCACAAAGUGGAAUGAAAUCUGAUUGCCAGGUUCGGUCACCACAAGAAUGUGCCAAGCUCAUUUUUAAUAAUUUUGAGCUUGGACUUAACAGUGGAUUGGUUGUCGCUGUCCCUAUUCCACACAAUUCAGCUGCUUAUGGUGUCGAGGAAGUGAUUCAAGAUGGAUUAGAUGAAGUUAACAGAUUACAAGUCACUGGUAGUGAAGUGACUCCUUUUCUGUUGGAUUUUGUCAAUAGGAGAACGAAGGGACAAUCUCUGGUUGCAAACAUAGCUCUAGUAAAGAACAAUGCACGAGUAGGGGCACUGAUUGCUAAGGAAUUAUCAUUUCUAAAGCAUCAAUUUGCAAUAACUCAUUCUCAAAUGGUUCCCACGAAGCUGACAAAGUCAAACCUUUCUUCAAAGUCAUCCUUUACUGUUGGCAAUACAGUGAAACGGCCCGUUGUCAUAGGAGCAUCUGUUGUAGAUUUUGUAGCAACAGCAGAAAGUGAGGUCUUGCACGAAGGCACUACUUGUGGGAAAGUCACACAGUCUUAUGGCGGAGUUGGUCGGAAUGUUGCUGAAUGCUUGGCCCGUUUAGACGCCAAACCACUGCUGAUCACAGCAGUUGGAAGAGAUUUUGUAGGUGAAAGUCUUUUACAUCACUGGACAGAAGAUGUUAGGGCUGAUGCUCAAGGCAUAACUACACUGAAUGACUACAACACUGCUACGUACAGUGGCAUGUUUCAUGGUACGGGAGACUUACAUGCUGCCGUUGGUGAUAUGACCAUCAAUGAUACCAUUACAACUUCAAUGGUGUCCAAAUACGAAAAAGAUAUGAAGGCAGCCUCACUUGUUUGUAUGGACGGAAACAUACCACCUGCAACUGUUAGGUAUGUGGCUGAUUUCUGUGCAACACAUAACGUACCAGUUUGGUUUGAGCCAACCUGUAUCAUGAAAGCAAAGCGGCCUGUAGAAGCAGGAGACUCUUGGCAAAAGCUGACAUACAUAUCACCAAACUUUAGUGAGCUGCAGUCGUUCUGUUCUGCAAUUGGAAUGCGACACAUCAGUGAUUCAGAUAAGCUUCGAACUUCUGUCAUCUACAGCCAUCAACUGCUAGACUUUAUUCCCUACAUUUUAGUGACUCUCGGUAGUGACGGCGUUCUCGUCUGUAGAAAUUCGUUAUUGUCCGGAAGAUCGUAUCUCCAUUUUCCACCAGCAACCAGUGACUUGUUACCUGUUGACGUAAUCAAUGUUUCCGGUGCAGGGGACAGUUUUGCUGGUGUUAUGAUGUCGUGCUUGAUUCGUGGGUUGUCACUUCCAACUGCCAUCAAAGGCGGUCUGAAAGCAGCUUUCAUGUCAUUACAUACAACUUCAGCUGUUUCUAGGGACAUCAGGCCAGAAGAAUUUACAGAAGCUAGCAUAAACAGCUGGGCACCAUUUAGUCCAGAUGACGUUUCCACAUUCGUUGACUGAAUGUUAUAGUUGCUCAGCUGGUGUAAUAGCAUCGGUACUCUUUGAGAACUCUGAUCGAUCAAUUGCGGGGUUUUGUAGCUAUUUUGUUAUUAAUUCAUUCAGGAUAAGAUAAAUCGUGAUCUUGCCA